AUGGCUGAUAGAGAGGUUGCCUGUAGACAACAAGGACAUUUACCAAGUGACACAGAAAAGAACCCAAAGGAGCAAUGUAAGGCCAUAACCUUGAGGGAUGGAAAGGUGAUUGGUGAAGAAGCAUCACAAAAGAAGGUGGAAAGUGAAGCUGAGUUAUCAGUCUCUAUUGAAGAAAAGAAAGUGAAUUCAGAAAAAGAGAUAGAGACUAAGGUAACAGAAAUUGCAAGAGGUAAAGGAAAAGCCUUAGCAGAGAUGCCUUGCUAUGCAAAGUUCUUAAAAGACAUCCUUUCUAACAAGCGGAAGAUCGAGGAGUAUGGGACAGUUAUGCUCACUGAAAAAUGUAGUGCCAUUCUACAAAAUAAAUUACCUCUUAAACUGAGAGAUCCAGGGAGUUUUACUAUACCUUGUGCAUUAGAAGAUUCAUUCUUUGAUAAAGCAUUCUGUGAUUUAGGUGCUAAUGUUAAUUUAAUGCCUUUAUCAAUUUUCAAGAAGCUAGGACUUGGCGAAGUGAAAGAGGCAAACAUGUCAUUCCAGCUUGCUGAUAGAUCAAUCAAACAACCUAAAGGCAUUGUUGAAGACAUUUUGUUAAAGGUUGACAAAUAUCUUACCGGUGGACUUCGUAGUUCUUGA
This is a messenger RNA of Pistacia vera, 630 nucleotides long. RefSeq lists its product as uncharacterized. NCBI's taxonomy places the organism in Eukaryota, Viridiplantae, Streptophyta, Magnoliopsida, Sapindales, Anacardiaceae. The transcript is spliced from 3 exons. The coding region runs from base 1 to 630 and encodes 209 amino acids. The record is from RefSeq and is a predicted model, not a curated record.